AUGGCGGCGGGGCGCGCGGAGCCCGAGCGCGCAGAGGCGGCGGCGGCGGCGGCGGCGGGCGCCGAGGGGCGCGCGGUGCAGGCCAUGGAGCCGGCCGCGGCCGAGCUCUACGACGAGGACAAGGACCUGGACUUCUACGACUUCGAGCCGCUGCCCACUCUGCCGGAGGACGAGGAGAACGUGUCCCUGGCCGACAUCCUCUCUCUGCGGGACAGCGGCCUCAGCGAGCAGGAGGCUUGGGCGGUCUGCUUGGAGUGCUGCCUGUCCUUGCGGAGUGUUGCGCAUGCAGCCAUCUUCCAGACACUGUGCAUCACGCCCGACACCCUGGCCUUUAACAACAGCGGCAACGUGUGCUUCAUGGAGCAGCUCAGUGAUGACCCUGAGGGUGCCUUCGUCCCCCCGGAGUUCGACGUGACAGGGAACACCUUUGAGGCUCACAUCUACUCCCUGGGGGCCACCCUGAAGGCUGCCCUGGAGUACGUGGUGGAGCCGGAGCUGGAGCCCAGGCUGAGCCAGGACCUGGAGGUGCUGCUGGGCCAGAUGCAGGCGGAGGACCCCCAGGACCGGCCUGACCUUGAGAGCAUCAUGGCGCUGUGUGAAGAGAAGAUGCAGCUCACGUCCUCCUGCCGCCUGUGCCGGAGUCUCUCGGCCGUGGGGAGGCGGGUGCUCUCCAUCGAGUCCUUUGGAGCAUUUCAGGAUGUCAGUGAGACCACCUGGAGGGGGAGACCUGUCCCCAGAAGCACAGGGCCCAGGAAGCUGCCUGGGGACCUUGGGGCUGACCCAGGGGCCCUGCCUGCCCCAGAGCACCUGCCCCUGAUCUCUGCCCCCAAAGGCCCAGAGCGGGAGACCGGCCAGAGCCCCAGACCCCCGCCUCCCAAGCCUCUGCUAUCGGCCCCUGUGAAAAACGGUGAAAGCCACGGCCAGGAGGGGCUGGCUAGCCUCAUCCUGGACACCAGAUGCCCCCUGGGUGAGCUGGACAGAGGCUUCCUCAAGAGGAGCCGUCUGAGGAAGGUACAGUCCUUCCCCAGACUGCCACCCACUGGCCCCGAGGCCAGCGCCUUCUGCCUGCAGCUGACCUCCAUAAGCCAGCUGCCUAUACCCGAAUUCUCCCCUCCAGACCCCAGGAAGGUCUUUCUGGAGGGGAAAAAUGGCCUUUCUAGCUUCCAGCCACAACCCAAGUGCAGACCGUGGCCCGAGCAGGAGCCCGCAAUCCAGCUGGGGGGCGCUCCAGGCUCAGGCCACAGUGGGGACAGGCAGCCUGGGGUCUCAGGACAGCCCGAGACUUCAGUCCCCGGCCAAGGACCUGCAGAGGAAAGACCCCUGUCCCAUCCCGUGGACCCUCAAGAUGCAGACCAUGAGGCCCACACUGCCGGGCACGAGGAGAUUGUGGAAGGAGCUGGGGAGCCUGGAAGUGUAGCCUCCGAGCAGUGGGUGUCCCUGCAGGACCUCUUGUCCCAGCUGGGCCGGCCCUUCAGGGAGUACGAGCUGUGGGCCCUGUGCCUCGCCUGCCUGCGUGCCCUGCAGACGCACACCGCACACCCAGCCUGCCUGUGCCUGGACUCUGUGCUGGUGGCUGAGGACGGGGCUGUGCUCUUUGGGCCACCCCCUGCCAACGGCUCUUACGACUCGUUCUUCCUGGCUCCCGAAGUGGCAGAGGAAAAGCUGGGGACUGAAAAGGCCUCCGUGUACUGUGUGGCCGCCAUCCUGUGGACCACAGCCAAGUUCAGCGUCCCCCACAACCACAAGCUGGCUCUGCCACGCAGGCUCAAGACCCUCCUCCUGGACAUGGCCAGACGCAGUGCCCUGGAGCGGCCAUCUGCAGCUGAGGCCAUCAAGGUGUGCGGUGGUUACCUCCUUCAGCGAGGCAUGGACAGCGGGAAGAUCUUAGCCCACCUGAGGGCAUCCACUUGUAAGGUCUACCAGGAGGAAGAGACCAUCAGUCUCCAAAAUGCUUUCUCGGUGGUUGAACUAAAACCCAGCACAGCGCCCGCUCCUGAACCCAGCCCAGGCUUCCUGCCAGUCAGCGGUGACACCAGGCUGGUCGCCGUGCCAGGACCCCUGCCUGGCCAUCCCUCCUGCUGGGAAGGGGCCCCCGGGCUGCCAGCGGCCUUCACCUCCAAGGCCACUCACUUCAAGCCCAUCGUCGUCCCCCAGGACGCAGGUGGAGCCAGGGACCAGCUGGCCUUGUCCACAGGGCCAGCUGAGAGGCCCACAGAAAGGAGCCGCCCACCAGACAGGGGGGACACAAAGGAGCAUGGGCCUGAGUCCCCCGCUGGGGCCACCAGCCCAACGACACCUGACCAGCCGGUGCCAACUCCAGGGCCACAGGGAGGAGCCCCAGAACCUUUCAGGGAGUCGGACCCACACGGCACAGCCCGGGGGGACUCCUGCACUCCAUCCCCCACCCCUGCAAUCCGGCCAGAGGGGGCCUCAUCAGCAAGUACUGGCUCUCCUGUCCCCGCCCUGAAGGCUUCAGCGCUGCCCCCAGAGCAAGGGCUGGAUGGACAGGUCCCACCUGAAUCCCCUUCUGGGAGCCUCAGGCACUGCCCCCCAGGGCCCACCUCAGCCGACCACAGCUCACGUCACCCAUCCAAGCCACCCAGGAGCAAGGCCACUGAGCACCCAGGCCAGGAGCCACAGGGCACCCAGUCGGCCGCACGGGGCCCCUCCCUGGCCGCAGUGAGUCCAGACAACCCCAAGGGCAGCUCUGUUGGGGAGCAUAGUGGCCGGACCCCAGACAGCCCCCCUGAGAGGCCCCGGGCUGCAGACCGCAAGCUCUGCCCACCCAGUGUGGACACCUCAUGCCUCCCGAGGAGGACGGCCUGCCCGUCACUGCAGGAGGCCACGCGCCUCAUCCGGGAGGAGUUCGCCUUUGACGGCUACCUGGACAACGGGCUGGAGGCUCUGAUCAUGGGGGAGUACAUUUUUGCCUUGAAAGACCUCACUUUCGCCACCUUCUGUGGUGCCAUCUCGGAGAAGUUCUGUGACCUCUACUGGAAUGAGAAGUUGCUGCAGAAUCUCUUCAAAGUGGUGAACGAGCCGACGUCACCCUCCAAGAGUGCUCCCGAGGAGGCAGGGCCCCAACCCGAGACCACACUGGGGGGCUGCUCGCCAUCCAGCAAAAGGCCCUCGCUGCAUGGACUGGGGAGAGAGAAGCCAGCCGCGGCCCGGGGCAGCAGAGCACCCUGCUCGCCUCCGUCACUGACAGACAUAGACUCAGACGAGCUCUCACGGGGAAACUUUGAGGUGGGAUUUCGGCCUCAAAAGUCUAUCAAAGCUGCCACAGAGCAGCCGCCCCAGGCUGGAGGGGCCGGGCAGCAGGGUGGGGGUCCCGAGCCGGCCAGCAGGGCCUCAGACACGGAGGCGGUGGCCCAUCUGGCCAGGCCCGAGAAGUGCAUCCCGGCCGUAGCCCCCAGCCCAGCGGAGUUCCAGAGCUGCAGCCCCGGCUGGUGCAGCGCCUUCUACGAGGCCGACUGCUUCGGGGCAGACGUCUACAGCUACGCGAAGGACCUGGGGAGGCAGAAGGCCGGCGGGUCCCCAGAGCUCGAGGCCCAGAGCCCGGAGCUGGAGCAGCAGCUCAUGAUGGAGAAGAGAAACUACCGGAAGACUCUCAAGUUCUACCAGAAGCUCUUGCAGAAGGAAAAGCGGAAUAAAGGCUCCGAGGUGAAGACCAUGCUGUCCAAACUGAGAGGGCAGCUGGAGGAGAUGAAGUCCAAGGUGCGGUUCCUCGGCCUGGUCAAGAAGUAUCUGCAGGUCAUGUAUGCGGAGCGCUGGGGUCUGGAGCCCUGCGCCCUGCCGGUGAUCGUGAACAUCACGGCAGCCCACUGCGACACGCUGGACUUCAGCCCCCUGGACGAGUCCUCCUCCCUGAUAUUCUACAACGUCAACAAGCACCCGUGCAGCAGCCGGCAGAAGAAGGCCCGUAUCCUGCAGGCCGGCACGCCGCUGGGGCUCAUGGCCUACCUGUAUUCCAGCGAUGCCUUCCUGGAGGGCUACGUGCAGCAGUUCCUGUACACCUUCCGCUACUUCUGCACCCCGCACGACUUCCUGCGCUUCCUGCUUGACCGCAUCCGUGGUGCCCUGGCCAGGGCCCACCAGGACCCCACGUCAACCUUCACCAAGAUCUACAAGAGGAGCCUCUGCAUCCUGCAGGCCUGGGUGGAAGACUGCUACACCGUUGACUUCACGAGGAACACGGGGCUGCUGGGGCAGCUCGAGGAUUUCAUCUCCUCCAAGAUCCUGCCCCUGGACGGCUCUGCCGAGCACCUGCUGGGUCUCCUGGAGGUGGGCAUGGCCCGGCGGGCCGAGGGCACCCCUAGAGGUGCAGACCUGGAGGACAUGAAAGAGGCCGAGGAGGACACCAGGCCCUUCAACACCCUCUGUAAAAGGUUCUCAGAGGAUGGCAUCUCCCGGAAGAGCUUCCCAUGGAGGCUGCCCCGGGGAAACGGGCUGGUGCUGCCACACCACAAGGAGCGCCAGUACACCAUCGCGUCUGCCCUGCCCAAGCCCUGCUUCUUUGAGGACUUCUAUGGCCCCUAUGCCAAGGCCAGUGAGAAGGGGCCCUACUUCCUGACCGAGUACAGCACCCACCAGCUCUUCAGCCAGCUGACACUGUUGCAGCAGGAGCUGUUUCAGAAGUGCCACCCCGUCCACUUCCUGAACUCACGGGCCCUGGGCGUGGUGGACAAAAGCACCGCCAUCCCCAAAGCCAGCUCUGCCGAGUCUCUGUCAGCCAAAACCUGCAGCUUAUUUCUGCCCAAUUACAUCCAAGAUAAGUACCUGUUACAGCUUCUAAGAAAUGCAGAUGACGUCAGCACCUGGGUAGCUGCCGAAAUUGUCACCAGCCACACCUCCAAGUUGCAGGUGAACUUGCUGUCCAAAUUUCUGCUGAUUGCGAAGUCUUGCUAUGAGCAGAGGAACUUUGCGACGGCCAUGCAGAUCCUGAGCGGGCUGGAGCACCUAGCCGUGCGGCAGUCCCCGGCCUGGAGAAUUCUACCUGCAAAGAUAGCAGAGGUCAUGGAGGAACUGAAGGCCGUGGAGGUCUUCCUGAAGAGUGACAGCCUGUGUCUGAUGGAAGGACGCCGCUUCCGAGCCCAACCCACCCUGCCCUCAGCCCGGCUCCUGGCCAUGCACAUCCAACAGCUGGAGACGGGGGGCUUCACCAUGACCAACGGGGCCCACAGGUGGAGCAAGCUCAGGAACAUCGCCAAGGUGGUGAGCCAGGUGCACGCCUUCCAGGAGAAUCCCUACACGCUCAGCCCCGACCUCAAGCUCCAGUCGUACCUCAAGCAGAGGAUCGCUCGGUUCAGCGGGGCCGACAUUUCCAUCCUAGCGGCCGACAACAGGGCCAACUUCCACCACAUCUCCAGCGAGAAGCAUUCCCGGAAGAUCCAGGACAAAUUACGGAGAAUGAAAGCCACGUUCCAGUAA
Molecule: messenger RNA, 5430 nt
Organism: Cynocephalus volans (Philippine flying lemur)
Lineage: Eukaryota; Metazoa; Chordata; Mammalia; Dermoptera; Cynocephalidae
Gene: KNDC1
Product: kinase non-catalytic C-lobe domain containing 1
Exons: 30
Coding region: 1-5430 (1809 amino acids)
Biological process (GO): regulation of dendrite morphogenesis; small GTPase-mediated signal transduction
Cellular component (GO): neuronal cell body; guanyl-nucleotide exchange factor complex; dendrite
Molecular function (GO): guanyl-nucleotide exchange factor activity
Source: RefSeq, a predicted model, not a curated record